Molecule: messenger RNA, 1500 nt
Organism: Colletotrichum acutatum
Lineage: Eukaryota; Fungi; Ascomycota; Sordariomycetes; Glomerellales; Glomerellaceae
Product: GPI-anchored wall transfer protein 1
Exons: 2
Coding region: 1-1500 (499 amino acids)
Biological process (GO): GPI anchor biosynthetic process; protein localization to plasma membrane
Cellular component (GO): endoplasmic reticulum; membrane
Molecular function (GO): glucosaminyl-phosphatidylinositol O-acyltransferase activity
Source: RefSeq, a predicted model, not a curated record
AUGUCCGACGCUACGGCCGCGAGCUACAAGAAGCUCAAGGAAGACUUUGUCUCCAACCUCUCUGGCGGCUCCGCCUCCGAAGUCAACUAUGUGACUGCAGUUGCUCCCAUCGCCAUCCUGCUGUGGUCUGUACUCCAAUCACGCCAGUCCUUCUUCAAACCCUACACGCUGUUGGGAGCUGCUGCCGACUUCCUCCUCAACGUUACCGCCAUCCUCCUCUCCACGACCCUCUACGCCUCCUCCCCCUUGCUACUUUGCGCCCUCCUUCUCGGUCCCGCCGUCCUCAUCUACACCCUGCCUUCCAACUUCGGCGUCAGUCGCAAGAAGCCCGCUAUACCGCCCAAUGCGAAGCCCAAGGCCGGCUCCGGCGCGGGGCCGCUCUCCGUACUACCCGUGAAGCCUUUCCUCACACACUACCGGGGUAGCAUGCUGGUCAUCACUUGCAUCGCCAUCCUCGCCGUCGACUUCCGCCUCUUUCCGCGCCGCUUCGCCAAGGUCGAGACAUGGGGAACAUCGCUGAUGGACAUGGGCGUCGGGUCCUUCGUCUUCAGCGCCGGUGUUGUCGCUGCUCGGCCCGUCUUGAAAGAGCGCGCCGAAGGUCGAUCGAUACCCCUGACAACACGUCUGCUGCAGUCGAUGCGCCACUCCUUACCGCUACUCGUCCUGGGCGUCAUCCGCUUGCUCAGCGUCAAGGGUCUCGACUACGCCGAACAUGUCACCGAGUAUGGCGUUCACUGGAACUUCUUCUUCACACUGGGGUUCCUGCCGCCGUUUGUCGCCCUCUUUCAAUCUGCGCUCAAGAUUGUGCCUAGCUAUGCCGCUCUUGCAAUCAUCCUGAGUGUGCUGUAUCAGGUGGCUCUGGAGAGCACCGACCUCAAGGCUUACAUCCUGACCGCCCCGAGGACCGACCUAUUCUCAAAGAACCGAGAAGGUAUCUUCAGCUUCUUCGGCUACCUGGCCAUCUUUCUUGCGGGACAGGAUACAGGCAUGUACGUCCUGCCUCGGAGUCUCAACACCAAAAGCGAUUCUUCUCCUGCUACUCAGCGCAAGACGCUUCUCAUGAUGAUGGCAAUAUGGUCUGCUGUGUGGACAGGGCUAUAUUUUUUGACCACGAGCAACAGCUACGGCGACGGUCUGAACGUCUCACGUCGUCUCGCGAACCUCCCCUAUGUCCUGUGGACAGCGGCGUUCAACUCGACACAACUUCUAGCCUACGCUCUAGUGGACACUUCCUUCUUCCCGUCCUUCUAUAAUGCGACAGACGCGAAGACCGAGAAGGAGGCGUACCAUACGGCGACCAGUAGGGUAUUCCGCGCCUACAAUCGCAACGGCCUGUUUUUGUUCCUCAUCGCAAACGUCUUGACCGGACUCGUCAACAUGACGGUGCCGACACUGAAUGUUGGACCCAUGGCAACGAUGGGCAUCUUGGUUGCGUACAGCGGAGUAAUCACAGCUAUUGCUCUUGGACUGGACGAAUACAAUAUCUCCAUCAAACUAUAG